Nylanderia fulva is the source of this 2525-nucleotide messenger RNA. RefSeq names its product kanadaptin. The record is from RefSeq and is a predicted model, not a curated record. NCBI's taxonomy places the organism in Eukaryota, Metazoa, Arthropoda, Insecta, Hymenoptera, Formicidae. Gene Ontology annotation, molecular function: protein binding.
AGUAAAUUAUGUAAUAUAUUAGCUCAGUGGACGAACAUAAUUAUUUAUAAAGGAAAGAAGAAAGGGAAGAUAAAUCUGAUAACACUUUUUAGUAAACAUCUAAUUUAAUCUACUCUAUAAGAAUAAUUAAUUGAUCAUGCAAAGCAACAUGACUACAAUAUCUGAACAUAAACACUAAAAGAGUUUUAUAAAAGUGAAUACGAAUUCUGAUUGAUAAUAAUACAAAAUUGUAGUACCUGAUUAUUCCUCAGCAGUAAAGUUUGACAAGAUUUUAAUUAUGCAAGCAAAUGAACAGGAAAGUGAUUCUGUAAUUUCUCUUCCCAAGAAUACUUCUACAAUUGCUGUUAGUGCUGACAUAAGUAACAGUGGAAUGAUAUCUGAAUCAUUAGCAGACACUGAAUCAAACGCUGAAAAAUUACAAACAGAAAGUAUGUCUGAAUCUUCCCCAAAUGGAACAAGUGACACUUGCAAAGAAUCAGGAUUUAAAAAACCGCUUUUAUUGAUUGGCCCAAAGCGGGGUAAGAUUGGAAAAUUUCGAAUAAUGAAUGAUAAUAUAAAUCCUCCUUCUUCUGAAUCUGUGCAUGAUGAAACGACUGAAACUAUUUGUUUGCAAGAAGACAUUAAAGAUAAGCCAAUUGACAAGCCAAUUUUAAAGAGUUCUGCAGAAGAGAAUGUCUUACAAAAUGAUACAAAAAACAUUUCUGUACCAUAUUUGGAACCAAAGUGGGGUGGAAAACCGACAGAGGAAUAUAAGUUAGAAGUUCUGAAAUCUGGUGUAAUUUUAGAGAAGAUUGAUUUAACUGAGAACAGUUUUUAUGUAAUAGGCAGAUUACCUGCUUGCAAUAUGUCCCUUGCUCAUCCGACUAUCUCAAGAUAUCAUGCAAUUAUUCAAUACAGAGCAACAGAAGACGAGAAGAACUCUAAAGGUUUUUAUUUGUAUGAUUUGGAGAGCACACAUGGUACAUUUUGGAAUGGACAUCGUAUAAAAUCAAGAACCUAUGUUCGAUUACACGAUGGUCAUAUGAUUAAAUUUGGUUGUAGUCAGAGAAAAUAUAUAUUACAAGCUCCACUAGAUGAUCGAGAAGAGGAAUCUGAACUGUCGGUUACUCAAUUAAAGGAAAAGAGAUUGGAAGAAUUGCAAGAACGAAAGAUUAGACAACAAGAGGAAGAAGAAGCUGAAGAGAGAGCAAAACAAGCAGCAGAAAGUGAGGGUAUUGAUUGGGGAAUGGGAGAAGAUGCUGAUGAGGAAACAGAUCUGACAGAAAAUCCUUAUGCUUCUAUGGCAGAUGAGGAAUUAUAUUUAGACGAUCCGAAGAAAACAUUGAGAGGAUGGUUUGAAAGAGAGGGAUAUGAUUUGCAAUAUCAAGUUGAGGAAAAAGGGAUAGGCCAAUUUUUAUGUUGGAUAAAUCUGCCUAAAGAAUGUUUCGGCGGUCGUCCCAUAAAAGCGGAAGCUCUUGUUAAAGGAAAGAAGAAAGAAUCCGUUGUUCAAUGCGCUUUGGAAGCCUGCAGAAUCUUGGAUAGACACGGAUUAUUGAGACAAGCUAAUCAUGAGAGUCGAAGAAAAAAAACAAAAAAUUGGGAAGAGGAAGAUUAUUAUGAUUCAGACGAAGAUAACUUUUUGGAUCGAACCGGAACAAUAGAAAGGAAGCGCGAGCAAAGAAUGAAACAAGCUGGAAAAUUUGAAGAAAUUGAGACUUAUAAUUCAUUGACUGAAAAACAUGGUGAGAUCAUGAAUAAAAUUUCGCAUCUGACUAAUCGUUUAAAAGAAGCACAAGAAAGCAAUGCCAAAACAACAGAAUCCAACGAGGACUCUUUGGAUGCUUUUAUGUCUAAUUUAAAUACAUCUUCUUUGAAUAAAACCGAUAUAAUAAAAAUGAAGAUGGAAUUGCAAAACCUGCGUAAAGAAGAAUUAAGUUUAGUUAAAUUAAUAAAUCUUACAAAACCGGCCAAUUUGCCGCCUCUUGUUAGCCAAGUUCAGGAAGAAAGUAAAAAGGAUGAUCUGCAACAAAAGUCAAAAAUUUCUGUAAAGAAAAUCUCCCAACUUGAAAAAAGAAAACAACUUUUUGAAGCAAAGAACAAAGAUGAUUUUGCAACAGUACAAUUGUCAACUUUAGAUAGUAAUAAUACUACAGAUGAUGUAGAAGAAGAGGAAGAUGAAGAAAACGAAGAUAAUUUAAAAGAAAAAGAAGAAUGUGAUACCAAAAAAUCUACAUCAUCCAAGGAAAUAAAAUUGCAAGAUUCCAAGACUGACGACAGACUAUGUACUUUGAAAGACGUUGACAUUGAAACGAAUCAACGAAAAACGAAUAUUGGAGAUGAUAAGAAACGAAGAAAAGAUAAAAAAUCAGAAAAAUCAAAAAGUAUGAAGAAGCAAUAUGAUCAAGACGUUCACUCGAGCGAUUAUUCUACAUGGUUACCACCGCAAGAUCAAUCCGGAGAUGGCAGAACAAGUCUUAAUGAAAAAUAUGGAUAUUGAAUUCAUAUAAUAUGUAAAUUUCCCGAUUAAAUUUAUUUGACCUAAAUAA